Messenger RNA from Lotus japonicus, 1288 nucleotides. Its product is annotated as GDSL esterase/lipase At5g18430-like. Gene Ontology annotation, molecular function: hydrolase activity, acting on ester bonds. Lineage: Eukaryota; Viridiplantae; Streptophyta; Magnoliopsida; Fabales; Fabaceae. The transcript has 5 exons. The record is from RefSeq and is a predicted model, not a curated record. The coding region runs from base 36 to 1178 and encodes 380 amino acids.
ACAUUGUUGUUGAAAGCUUGUUUUCAACUUCCUCAAUGACAUUGCCAUUUCCCUCAAGUUUUGUUCCCUUGGUGAUUAUACUUUUAGUAGUAGUAGGGGUCAUUUUCCCAGGAGCUGAGGCCAAGUCCAAGUCGUCCAAGCCUAAGCCCAAGCCCAGCAGGGCUUUCUUUGUGUUUGGAGACUCACUUGUUGACAGUGGCAACAACAAUUACUUGGCCACCACUGCAAGGGCUGAUUCCCCUCCUUAUGGAAUUGACUACCCAACUCGCAGGCCCACGGGUCGUUUCUCCAAUGGCCUCAACAUUCCUGAUCUUAUUAGCCAACAACUAGGUGCUGAGUCUGUCCUGCCAUACUUGAGUCCACAACUGAGAGGUAACAAGCUUCUACUUGGAGCCAAUUUUGCUUCAGCUGGAAUUGGCAUUCUUAACGACACCGGAACUCAGUUUCUAAAUAUAAUCAGAAUGUAUAGACAAUUGGACUAUUUUGAAGAGUAUCAGCAUCGACUGGCCUCUCAAAUUGGAGUAACAAAGACCAAGGCACUGGUGGAUAAAGCAUUGGUCCUUAUCACUGUUGGUGGAAACGAUUUUGUUAACAACUACUACUUGGUGCCUUAUUCUGCAAGGUCUCGCCAGUAUUCACUACCAGAUUAUGUUAAAUUUCUCAUUAUAGAGUUCCGUAAACUCUUGCAGAGAUUAUAUGAUUUAGGAGCUCGCAGAGUUAUUGUGACUGGCACUGGACCAUUGGGUUGUGUUCCUGCAGAAUUGGCAAUGAGAGGAACAAAUGGAGGAUGUUCUGCUGAACUUCAACGAGCUGCAGCAUUGUACAACCCUCAACUACUGCACAUGAUACAAGCUCUAAACAAGAAAUUUGGCAGAGAGGUUUUUGUUGCAGCAAACACAGGACAAAUGCAUAACGAUUUCAUCACUAACCCCAAAGCAUAUGGAUUUACUACAUCAGAAAUUGCUUGUUGUGGGCAAGGACCCUACAAUGGGAUUGGGCUGUGCACACCACUCUCUAACUUAUGCCCACACAGAAAUUUGUAUGCAUUUUGGGAUCCAUUCCAUCCAUCUGAAAAGGCAAACAAACUUAUUGUGGAGGCAAUUAUGUCAGGUUCUAAAAUGUACAUGAACCCGAUGAACCUCAGCACCAUCCUAGCAUUGGAUGCUCCCUCCACAUGACAUCGUUGUUAAUUUGAAAUUGGGAUUGUUUUUCAUUUGUAUCAACUAUCAAGUAUGUAAUUUGAAUCAAUUAUUGAUGAAGUAAAUAAUUGACAUCUCGUUCUUUUCUU